AUGAAGGCCGCAUCAAGCACUGAGAUGGAGGUGUCAGACCGAUACAACUCAUCCCAUCUCUGCGUUCCGUCCCCAGACGGAGCCCACAUUGCCGGUAUCAAUGGCAGCCGACUUCAUAUCCGCGCAACAGGCAACCUCGAAGUAGUCCGCAGCAUCCAGACCCCUCCAGAUCACGAUCCAAAGAGUCAAACCAUACGCUGGGCUCCACCUUCUUCGCGAGAAACUAUCUCAGAUCGCUUCCUCCUUGCCGAUGCGACCAACGUUCGUGCAUACGACAUCCGCGACACCAAAUGGUGCGCACACAUGAACAAUGGCAGUGGUGGCGCAGGCAAGAUUGUGAAUGCAGAGUUCGGAACGACGGAGAACGAAGUGCUGCUCUUCUCGGACUUCUGUGCUAGGAUGACAGUCUGGUCACUGAUCACGGGCCGCAGCGUCGAGAUCAAAGAUCCCAAAUUCCCCUCGACGAAAGGUUUUGGACUCAGGCCUGAGAACGGUGUGCUGGCACUCUUGAGCAGACCAGGUCCGCAGGAUGUACUCACGCUGCACGCGCCAAACAGCCAUGCUGUGAUCAAGACGGUGCAACUCCCGACGGCAGAUGCGCAGGGCUUGAAGUGGAGUCCGGACGGAUGGUGGCUUGCUGUCUGGGACGCGCCAAGUGUCGGGUUCAAAGUACACAUUUUCACGGCAGACGGUCAUCUAUAUCGUGAGUGGAACGGAGAGGCAGUGGACGGUAUCGUUGGCUUGGGUGUGAAGAGCCUGGAAUGGAGUCCAAGAAGAGACUUCCUGGCCAUUGGAGGGUUUGAUAGGAGGGUCACUCUCCUGAGCACGCGCACGUUCUCCGCUGCAGUGUUUCUCGAUCAUACGCCAACCAUCCAGCUCGCUGUGGGUGACGUCUGGCAGGAGCAAGUCUCUGCCAUAUCAGAGCGAAGAUACACCAUCGCGCCGCAACCGGUAUCUCCGCCGAAGGCGCCAUCCCCCUCUAAUGAUGCGAGUCCAAAAAGCGGCAUCUCCAUCAUAGCGUUCAAUGCGGAAGGCACUUUCGUGGCCACAAGGGACGACUCCACACCGACCACCGUUUGGCUUUGGGACUUGACACGCCUCGCGCCCCAGACCGUCCUGAUCCAACAUUCUCCUGUCAAGCACCUCUCUUGGCACCCGACGAAAUCCCACCUGCUACUAAUUCAGUGCACGCACGAUGACGCGACCGUUUACGUAUGGGACUCGCUCAAAGCUGCGCCAGAGGCCCUGAGUAUACCCUUUGACAGACCAGUUAAUCGACUCGAAGCCCGCUGGUUGAGCACACUCUGCGAUAAGAAACCGUGCAUCGUCCUUGGAGAUGCUACUGGCUAUGUACUCGCGUGGCCUGAAGGCAGGGACGCCAUCCUCAGGUUCGAGCAUCCGGGUACGCCGGGCGUGGGUGACGAGAGCGAGGACUCGUUAUAUGAGAUCCUUACUGGGAAAAAGUCGGUGCCGGACGGUAGUGACACUAUUGCUCUGGCCGAUGAUGCCUGGGAUGAAGAUGAGAGCUUGUCCCUGGAUGAUACAUUUCAUGGCCGUGGAAACACAGGAUCUAAAGAGAGGCAUGACUUGUCAACCACUUCGUCACUGGCGGAAUGUUUCUGA
Molecule: messenger RNA, 1623 nt
Organism: Coniosporium apollinis CBS 100218
Lineage: Eukaryota; Fungi; Ascomycota; Dothideomycetes
Exons: 3
Coding region: 1-1623 (540 amino acids)
Biological process (GO): protein localization to mitotic spindle pole body; microtubule anchoring at mitotic spindle pole body; mitotic sister chromatid segregation
Cellular component (GO): mitotic spindle; MWP complex; microtubule organizing center
Molecular function (GO): protein binding
Source: RefSeq, a predicted model, not a curated record